This is a messenger RNA of Papaver somniferum (opium poppy), 675 nucleotides long. Its product is annotated as calmodulin-binding transcription activator 6-like. Lineage: Eukaryota; Viridiplantae; Streptophyta; Magnoliopsida; Ranunculales; Papaveraceae. Gene Ontology annotation, biological process: regulation of transcription by RNA polymerase II. The coding region runs from base 124 to 675 and encodes 183 amino acids. Gene Ontology annotation, molecular function: double-stranded DNA binding; transcription coregulator activity. The transcript has 2 exons. Gene Ontology annotation, cellular component: nucleus. The record is from RefSeq and is a predicted model, not a curated record.
AAGGUGGAUGAACUACGUGAUGACCGAAUCCCCAGGUUCAUUAGACAAUCCAUCGGGUGGAUCCUCGAUUUCAAAUGGUUAUGGAUCGAAUAUAAAUGGGGAAGUGGAUCAUCAUCACUCUCUAUGCAUAAACAAGUUUUCACCAUUACUGAAAUUUCACCUACAUGGGCUUUUUCAUCUGAAGAAACAAAGGUCAUAGUGAUCGGAUAUUUUAAUGGAGGACCAUCACAUCUUGCCGAUUCGGAUUUACUUAUGAUAUUAGGUGACGAAUGUGUUCCAGCUGAAAUGAUUCAACACGGGGUAUAUCGGUGCAAGGAUUUACCACAUUCUCCUGGGUUGGUAAACCUACAUUUGAGCAUGGAUGGUCAAACUCUUAUUAGCCAAGUUAUGAGUUUUGAGUAUCGCUCUCCUUCAGUGGUAAAUGAGGUGGCUUCACCUAACGAUGAACCUAGCAGGGAUGAAUUCCAGAUUCAGAUUAGGCUUGCACAUCUGCUCUUCUCAUCAAGCAACAGCCUGAGCAUCCUAUCAAAUAAGGCAUCUCCAACUGUGUUAAAGGAAGCAAAAAAGUUUGCACACUCAACCUCAUCCAUUAUCAAAGAUUGGGACUAUUUGAUUAAGUCAGCUAUGAACAAUGAUAUCUCAUUUCAACAACCUAUAGGCUAUAGCUAUAGAUGA